This is a messenger RNA of Pelagomonas calceolata, 867 nucleotides long. Lineage: Eukaryota; Pelagophyceae; Pelagomonadales; Pelagomonadaceae. The record is from the annotation of a GenBank genome assembly.
GGCCCAAGCCAUAAAUUCGCAGUAAACUCGCAACACAGCAGCUCUGAGCCGAUUAUUUUGAUCGGUUCGACAACUUGUGACACCGCCGCUUGCAGCCUAAGGAGGACAGGGCUGUAAAACAGACAGCAGCUCUCCAGCAGCACAGCUCUCCACAGCAUAUGCUAAUGAUCGAUGCGACGACGACUCAUCCCCGCUUGCGUGCUCGGUGGCACGAUGGGCCUGCAGCUCACAGACACCUACCACAGCUUGCUGAAGGCUGUCCCGCGGCCGCCACCGCUCACGUCUGCUUUACCGAUGUGCUAUAGUAGCCCGCUCACCGACGCGCACAAGGCACUACGACCCGCGGCUACGCAAGACGUGCGGACGUCCUGUGCACUAUUUGCGGCAAAGGCGACGGCCGACGAGGCGCCGAAACGCCGCGCGUGCCUCGCGUCGCUGUGGCUUGCCUACGGGAUGCUCGACGAGUGCCACGCGCUCGUGGUCGCCGAGUCGUACUCGGGGAGCGACGCGGCCUACAUUCACGCUUUACUCCACCGCAAGGAAGGGGCGUUCGUGGGCGAAUUUUCCAUGACUGGCUGGGCGAACAGCAAGUACUGGUGGGGCGUCCUCGGCGCGCAUCCUCUUUUUGAAGCCGUAGCCGUCGCCGCGGCAGAAAUGCCCCGCGAGCCGUCGCCACUACUGGAAGAUUGGCAUCUGGACGGCUGGGACCCCUACGCCUUCGUGGACCUCUGCGCGGCGGCCCACGCUUCGGGCGACGAGACCGCGAUGGCGUACUGCCGCGCCGUCGCCGAAGUCGAGUGGGACCUGCUGCACGGGCACAUCCUCGCCGGCCUCGAGUAGUUGUUUUUGUUAAUCUUGUAUGGCUUA